Messenger RNA from Mastomys coucha (southern multimammate mouse), 5223 nucleotides. It is a transcript of the gene Kcp, whose product is annotated as kielin cysteine rich BMP regulator. Gene Ontology annotation, molecular function: protein binding. Bases 218 to 5014 code for a protein of 1598 amino acids. The transcript has 36 exons. Lineage: Eukaryota; Metazoa; Chordata; Mammalia; Rodentia; Muridae. The record is from RefSeq and is a predicted model, not a curated record.
AUCUCCACAGUCAGAGCAGGCUGCAGGGACGUCUGGGUUGGGAUACUGCUGUGUCCCCUUUGGGAAAUUGGUGUAGGCCACUUCAGUGCUCUCAGAUCUUCUGCCUCCACUCAUUUCUGCAUUGUCAUGGUUGUUCUGCCUCCUUGCUUCCUCUCUGGCACCUUCCUCGACCACGUCUCCUCCCCUGGAGAUAUAAGUGGAAAGGACGGAGCACAGGAUGACCCUUGUCCCCAGAAUGGUUCAGAGGACAGAACCCAGGCGACCUUCGCAGCCUCUGCUUAUAGGCCAAGCUAGGUUCUUGUGCUCUUCAGGUGGAGAGGUCUCCAGAGAGCAGCCUAGGCUUGCUGAUAUUCUUGACUAUCAGCAGCAGGCACCCUCCCACUCCUUGGUCCCUGGUGAGACCCACCAACAGCAGUGGUGCCCCCUAGAGGAGAGGCUGGAACGGCUGGAGGCAGAGGUGACUGACCUCAGAAAGCAGAACAGGGAGCUGCAAGCCAGAGUCAUGCAGCUGGAGUCCUGCGAGUGCUGCGCCAUCUCCCCCCAGUGUUGGGGCCCAGGUUGCACCUGUCCUGAAGGAGCUCGCUGGGAGCCUGAUGCCUGCACGGCCUGCGUGUGCCGUGAUGGGACCACACACUGUGGCCCCCAGCCCAACCUGCCCCACUGCCGUGGCUGCAGCCACAAUGGUCAGUCUUAUGGUCAUGGGGAGACCUUCUCUCCAGAUGCCUGUACCACCUGCCACUGUCUGGCAGGAGCUGUGCAGUGCCAGGGGCCUUCAUGUUCUGAGCUCAACUGUCUGGAGAGCUUCACCCCACCUGGAGAAUGUUGCCCCAUCUGCCGGCCAGGCUGUGAGUACGAAGGGCAGCUCCACCCAGAAGGGACCAGCUUCUUGUCCAGUUCCAACCCAUGUCUCCUGUGCUCCUGCCUGAGGAGCCUGGUUCGAUGUGUGCCUGUGAAGUGCCAGCCAAGCCCCUGCCUCAAUCCAGUCCUAAGGCCUGGACACUGCUGCCCAAUCUGCCUAGCCCCAGGCUGCACAGAAGGUAACUCUCAGAGGGACCAUGGCCAAGAGUGGACCACUCCUGGAGACCCCUGCCGCAUCUGCCAGUGCCUGGAGGGCCGCAUUCAGUGCCGCCAGCGGGAGUGUGCCAGCCUGUGCCCAUACCCUGCCAGGCCCCUUCCAGGCACCUGCUGCCCAGUGUGUGAUGGCUGUUUCCUAAAUGGGCGAGAGCACAGCAGUGGGGAGCCCGUGGCCUCCCAGGACCCCUGCUCCAGCUGCCGCUGUACCAAUGGGAGUGUCCAGUGUGAGCCUCUGCCCUGCCCACCUGCACCCUGCAGAUAUCCAGGCAGGAUUCCUGGGCAAUGCUGCCCUGUCUGUGAUGGCUGUAAAUACCAAGGACAUGAAUAUCGGAGCCAGGAGACCUUCACCCUCCAAGAGAAUGGCCACUGCCUUCGGUGUGUCUGCCAGGCUGGUGAAGUAUCCUGUGAAGAACAGGACUGCCCUGUCACCCCCUGUGUCCACUCUGCCUCAGGCCCCCAGCUCUGCUCAGCCUGUGUGCUCAAUGGUGAGGAGUUUGCUGAGGGCAUCCAGUGGGAGCCAGAUGACCAGCCCUGUACUUCCUGUUCCUGCCAAGACGGAGUGCCCGUGUGCAUGGCUGUGCUUUGCUCCCCAGUACCCUGCCAACAUCCUACCCAGCCAUCCGGUGCCUGCUGCCCAAGCUGCGAAAGCUGCACCUACCAUGGCCUGGUGUAUGCUAAUGGGCAGAACUUCACAGACGUGGACAGUCCUUGUCAGACCUGCUCCUGUGAGGAUGGGACUGUGAGGUGUUCAUUGAUCACCUGUCCUUCCACAACCUGUGCCAAGCCCCAGAAUGGACCAGGCCAGUGCUGUCCCAAGUGCCCAGACUGCGUCCUGGAGGCACAAGUGUUUGUAGAUGGGGAGCGCUUCCCUCAUCCAAGAGACCCCUGCCAGGAGUGCCUGUGUCAGGAAGGCCAAGCUCACUGCCAGGUCCGUGCCUGUCCCAGCGCCCCCUGCCGUCACCCACUGCCAGGCACCUGCUGCAGGAAUGACUGCAAAGGCUGUGCCUUUGGUGGGAAAGAGUACCCCAACGGAGCGGACUUCCCACAUCCCACUGAUCAGUGUCGCCUGUGUCGCUGUCUGAACGGCAAUGUACAGUGUCUGGCGCAUCGAUGUCCACCAUUGUCCUGUCCACAGCCAGCCCUCACUCCGGGUGACUGCUGCCCGCAGUGCCCAGAUGCCCCUGCUGACUGCCCACAGUCAGGGAAUACAGUCCUCGUCCACCACCAGGAGCACUUUUUCCAACCCGGAAACCCCUGCAGCCGCUGCCUCUGUCUGGACGGCUCGGUGUCCUGCCAGCGGCUGCCCUGCCCUCCUGCGCCCUGCGCCCACCCGCGCCAGGGUGCCUGUUGCCCUUCUUGUGAUGGCUGCCUGUAUCAGGGGAAGGAGUUUGCCAGUGGGGAGCGUUUUCCAUCACCGAGUGUCGCGUGCCACGUGUGCCUCUGCUGGGAGGGCAGCGUCAAGUGCGAGCCCAGGGCUUGUGCCCCUGCACAGUGCCCCUUUCCUGCCCUGGAAGACUGCUGCCCUAUCUGUGAUAGCUGUGAGUAUCUGGGGGUCUCCUAUCUGAGCAGCCAGGAGUUCCCAGACCCCCGGGAAGCCUGCAACCUGUGCACCUGCCUUGGAGGCUUUGUGACUUGCACCCGCCGGCCCUGUGAGCCUCCAGCCUGCAGCCACCCACUCAUGGAUGCCUGUACCACGGGAUCACCGCUGCCCUUGGAGAGACCCUUCCUGACCCUCUUGACCCAGCCUGCUCCCUCUGUACCUGUGAGGAAGGUUCUAUGCGCUGCCGAAAGAAGCCGUGUCCUCCGGCUCCCUGCACACAUCCUUCUCCAGGCCCCUGCUUCUGCCCCAUUUGUCGCAGUGAGCAUGGUUUGCCACUACCUUCUGUGUGCCUGGCACCUGUGCUCUUUCCCAUCUCCAUCUGUCAGGUCUGAGGUGGGGCAGGGUGGUACAGAGCCCCCUCCCACAGGAAGUGUGUCUCCCAUAGGCUGCCUCUCUCAGGGCCGGGAGCACCAAGAUGGGGAGGAGUUUGAGGGACCAGAGGGCAGCUGUGAGCGAUGCCGCUGUCUGGCUGGCCAGGUCAGCUGUAUGAGGCUUCAGUGCCCGCCUCUGCCCUGCUUGCUUCAGGUCACAGAACCAGGGACCUGUUGUCCUCGAUGCACAGGCUGCCUCACUCGUGGGGAGGAGCAUCCUGAAGGGAGCAGCUGGGUGCCAGCAGACAGCCCCUGCUCCUCCUGCCUGUGUCACAAGGGCAUCAUCACUUGUGCCCAAGUCCAGUGUGUCAGCGCCUGUGACUGGCCCCAGCAGGGGCCCAGCGACUGCUGUCCUCCAUGCUCUGGCUGUGAGCAUGAGGGCAGGAAGUAUGAGCCUGGGGAGAGCUUCCAGCCUGGGGCAGACCCGUGUGAAGUGUGCGUCUGCGAGCUGAAGCGUGAGGGGCCUCCCAGCCUUCACUGUCACCGGCGGCAGUGCCCCAGUCUGGUGGGCUGCCCACCAAGCCAGCUUCUUCCUCCAGGCCCCCAGCACUGCUGUCCUGCCUGUGCCCAGGCACUGAGUAACUGCACAGAGGACCUGCUGGGGUCUGAGCUGGUGCCACCGGACCCCUGCUACACCUGCCAGUGUCAGGAUAUGACAUGGCUCUGCAUUCGCCAGGCCUGUCCUGAGCUCAGCUGUCCCCUGUGGGAGCGCCACACAACCCCUGGCAGCUGCUGCCCUGUGUGUAAAGACCCUACCCAGUCAUGCAUGCAUCAGGGUCACUGGGUGGCCUCUGGAGAGCAGUGGGCAGUGGACGCCUGUAGCAGCUGCUCCUGUGUGGCUGGUACUGUGCACUGCCAGAGUCAGCGCUGCAGGAAGCUCGCAUGUGGCCGGGAUGAGGUCCCUGCCCUGAGUCCCGGCAGCUGCUGUCCCCGCUGUUUGCCCCGGCCGGCUUCCUGCAUGGCCUUCGGAGACCCCCAUUACCGCACCUUCGAUGGCCGCCUGCUGCACUUCCAGGGCAGCUGCAGCUACGUGCUGGCCAAGGACUGCCAUGGCGAGGACUUCAGUGUGCACGUGACUAAUGAUGACCGGGGCCGGAAGGGUGUGGCCUGGACCCAAGAGGUAGCAGUGCUCUUGCGAACCGUGGCUGUGAGGCUGAUGCAGGGCAGGACUGUCAUGGUGGACCAGCACACAGUGACUUUGCCCUUCCUCCGGGAGCCACUGCUGUACAUUGAGCUUCGUGGUCACACUGUGAUCCUGCAUGCCCAGCCUGGGCUUCAGGUGCUGUGGGACGGGCAAUCCCAGGUGGAGGUGAGAGUUCCCAGCUCCUACCGGGGCCAGACUUGUGGUCUCUGUGGGAACUUCAAUGGCUUUGCCCAGGAUGAUCUGCAGGGUCCGGAUGGGAGGCUCCUGCCCACAGAGGCUGCAUUUGGGAACAGCUGGAAGGUCCCAAAGGGGCUAGGGCCUGGCCGGCCGUGUUCUGCAGGCCGAGAGGUGAACCCGUGCCGGGCAGCAGGCUACCGUGCCAGGCGUGAGGCCAAUGCCCGAUGUGGGAUCCUGAAGACUUCACCAUUCAGCCACUGCCAUGCUGUGGUGCCACCAGAACCCUUCUUUGCUGCCUGUGUAUAUGACUUGUGUGCUUGUGGACUAGGCUCCUCAGCUGACACCUGUCUCUGUGAUGUCCUGGAAGCCUACACUAGCCACUGUCGCCAGGCAGGGGUGACUCCUGCCUGGAGGGGUCCUACACUCUGUGUGGUGGGCUGCCCUGUGGACCGUGGCUUUGUGUUUGCUGAGUGUGGACCACCUUGUCCUCGUACCUGUUUCAACCGGCACAUACCCCUAGGGGAGCUGGAAGCCUACUGUGUGAGGCCCUGUGUUCCAGGCUGCCAGUGUCCUGCAGGCCUGGUGGAACAUGAAGGCCACUGCAUCUCACCUGAGGCCUGCCCACCAGUCCUGCUUACUGGAGACUAGCCAGCUCACAUCCUGUCCCCUCCCAGUCAGGAGCAGCCCACGGUUCUACCCUGAGUUAAGAAUAUCCAUAUCCUGGAUUUCUCUGGCCAGAAGUUACCCCUUGGGAAGCAGUAGUAGAGACUGCCCUGCUCAGGCAACGGGAUCCUAGGCCUGUCCUCCAGGCAUCCACAGUAUCAAAACACAAGAAUAAACUCUACACUUGCCCAUGA